ACCAACUUCUUCCUGAUGUCCUUGGCAGUGGCCGACCUGCUGGUGGGCCUUCUGGUCAUGCCUGUGGCCCUGGUCACUGUGCUCUACAGUAAGUUUCCGCUACAUGGCUGCCCUCUCACUGUGCCACCAAAAAGGACCACUAGAAACUUUGGACUUGACCACUAGUAACUAAGACCCCACUGAGUUGUCAAAUCUACUGAUCGCAAACAGGAAAUGAGCAGAUCGUGGAACCAAUGUCUUGAUUUACAUUUGAAUGAUCUCAUCCGUGCCAACAACACAGAGAUAGAGAGAAAAAUUUAACUGCGUUACAACGUGAAUUAGGAGUUUGUGCCAAAGAUCAACAUAAAAAGUAGAUCAUGUCAAAGCAAAAAAUUAUAUCAGCAAUAUGUUUCAAUUAAAAUACAAAAAUAAAACAAAUAAAUUGCCUUUAUCAAGAUAUGGUAAAGGCACCUUUGGCAGCAAUUACAGCCAUGAGUAUAUUUGAAUACAUCGCUCAUCUGUACACAGCUAUGUUAGCCCAUUCUUUCUGGCAAAACUGCUCAAGUUCUGUUAAGUUGGAGGGGGACAUUUGGCAAACAGUAACUUUCAAGUCUUUCCACAUACUCUCAUUUGGAUUGAGGUCACAGGACUGUGAAACUCUAGGACAUUCAUCUUUUUGUUUUUCACUCGUGUUGUUUUGACUGUAUGUUUGGGGUCAUUGUCCUGAUGGAAGAUGAAUCCUUCCCCAAUUCCCAGGACUCCAGCAGAUUUUCUUCAGACUUCAGCUGUCCUUAGCUACAUCCAUUGCCCUGUAUCUUCCCAAUCAUACACACCCUGAUGCAGAGAAGCAUCCCCAUAGCAUGAUGCUGCCACAAACAUGCUUCAUGGGAGGGAUGGUGUUUUCAGGAUAAUGUGUGGCUUCCGGCAAUCAUAGAGCCUCAUUUUUGGCCUCAAAGUUGAGCACUAUUUUGUCUGAUCAAACCACAGAAAUCUUCCACUUGGUCCUCAAUGUCCCACAUGACUUCUGGCAAACUCUAGCUGAGAUGUGAUGUCAGUUGUUUUGAAUAAUGUCUUUCUUUUUGCCACUCUCCUAUAAAGGUCACUUCUGUGAUGCAGCGUGGCAAGUGCGCAGUGUCUCCCAGCUCAGCCAUGCCAGACUGUAACUCCUUUAAAGUUGCCUUAAGGUUCUUAGCGGCCUUCUUGCCCAGAUACUCAGUUUCAAGAUUGAUUCACAGAAGAGCCACAUUCUCUCAAUUUCUUAAUUUACUUUACUGUCCUCUGGGGCAUAUUCAAUGAAUUGGAAGUGUUCUUAUAUCUUACCUGUGAUUGGUGCUUUGAAAAACCUUACUUUGGAUUUUCUUUUAAUGUCUUUUCAUGUUCAAGAUGGCAACAACUCCUAUUGAAUCCCAUUCUGAAUUCAUUUUGUAACACAAUGGAAAGGUCCACUGUAUAUACACUGCCUUCGGAAAGUAUUCAUACGCCUUCUCCAGGUUGUGUUGUGUUAUAGACUAUACUUACAAUUGAUUAAACCAUUUCUACAGCCAACCUACCCACAAUGCCACAUAAUGACAAAUCAGAAAUUUAGGCCAAUUUACUGAAAAUAAACAGAUUUCAUGCACAUAAGUAUUCAGACCCUUUGAUUAGAAGUUUGUAGAAGUACAUUUGGCAGCGAUCACAGCUUAGAAGCUCCUUGGGUAUGCCUGUACCAGCUUUGCACAGUUUUUCCUAUUCUGCAGAUCCCCUCAAGCCCUGUCAGAUUGGAUAAGGAACAUCAGUGAACCGCAUUCUUCAGAUCUCCUCACAGAUGUGUAAAAGGGUUCAAGCGCUGACUUUGUAUGGGCCACUCAGGGACAUUCACAGGCUUGUCCCGAAGCCACUCCAGCAUUGUCUUGGCUGUGUGCUUGUCAUGCUGAAAGAUUAAUUAUCACCCCAGUUUGAGGUCAUGUGCUUUGUGGAUCAGGUUUUCAAGGACCUGUCUGCCUUCUGCUCCGUUAACCCUUUCUUAAAUCUCAGCCAGCCUCCCAGCCCCUGAUGGUCAGAAGCAUCCCUAUAACAUGAUACUCCCACCACGUUUCAUCACAGAGACGCAUUAGCCAGGUGAUGAACAGUAAGAACAUGCACUUGGCAUUCAGGACUAAUAGUUUGAUGUUGGUCUCAUCAGACCAGAGAAUCUUUGUCAUCACGCGCUCAGACUAAGGGCCAUUUUGUAAACUCUAUGCAGCAUGUCAUAUGCCUCUUACUCAGGACCAGCCCCCACCUAGCCACUGCCAUAAAGCCCUGAAUAAUGGAGAGCUGCAGAGAUGGUGGUCCUUCAGGUAUGUUCUCACAUCCCUGCAGAGAAACUCUAAAGAUCUGAAAGGUAAAGUGGUCAUUGGGUUCUUGGUCACCACCCUGAUCAAGGCCCUUCUUGCCAGGUUACUUGGUUUGGCUGGACAACCAGCCAAAGGGAGAGUCUUGGUGGGUCAAACCUUUUUUCCAUUUAACCAAAUCCUGGGGAAUGUCAAUUCUUUUUAUAACCUACCCCACACACAAUUCUUAGAUGUCCACAGAUCCUUGGACUUCCUGGCUUAAGCUCCGACAUGCACUGUGAAGUGUGAUACGUUAUGUAGAUAGGCAUGUACAUUUCCAAACAACUGAAUUUGCCACAGAUGGGACUCCAAAACAAGUCAGAGAAAUGUCAAGGAUGAGAAAAAAAAAUAAAACACGGUAUGCAUCAGCGCUCGAUAUGGAGUGUCACGGCAAGGGUUCUGAAUACUGUAUGAACGGUCAAGUAAAAAAUUGUAUGCCAGAAUUUUCUGCUAUCCAUAAACAAAUUAUAGCAGACAAAAAAGGCAAGAGACAGCUAAGCAUACACAAGUUAAUUCCUUCGGCUAUGUAAUCAUUGCCUAAUGACAGCCUUAUCAGACACAAAGAUCUUGAUAACCACGUCUGCAGAGUUUGAGUUAGAAAUGGGAGGUAAGAAGAACAACAAGAGAUUUGCAAGGGCUAACAGGGGUGUGGGUUGAUAUCUAGACACAAGACGGGAAAAAGUGACAUAGCUGGAGAAAUACAGCUGGCCUGCAAGGUGCGGAGUUAAAUACAGCCUUCUGUAUUUGCUGUCUGCUCUCUUGACACAAAACUUCAGCCAGGCAAUUACUUCUCAUUUGUUCUGUUUGAAGUAAACUGCCCUGCGAGAGAGGCAGACACACCAUCUUGUCUUUGCUUAGCAGAGAUCUGACCUCAAUUGCAUUUUCGGAAAACAUAAGGACCAUAUGUGCCGUGCAAACAGCGGGGAAGCCUGCUCCCUUCCAUAACAUCCUAAUGCAUUCCAUUUGGGGCUAGAUGCAAAGUAAGGUCGGAAUUAACAAAAUCAAGAAAUCAUGGCAAUGUGCUUCUAUUUACAGUGUAGAUCAAUCCCAGUGUAUUUAACCUGGACAAAGACAGUAGAACAGUGUAUUCUAGAGGGUGUUAAAUCUGAACCAGGACAACGCGAGUAUAUCCCCGUGUAUUUAAGAGGGUGUUAGUUCUGAACCCAGGAGUAGAUCCAACUGCCUUUCCGACAAAAAGGCCCAUGGCUCCAACUAACACAAGACAAAAAAAUAAAAAAUGACAAGUGUCUCCCCCAAGACGCUGCGUUUGUGUAUCUGUUGUACAGGUGUUUGCAGGGUUUACUUGUGCAGACAGGUGUAUGUCUGAAUCUACUAAAUGUACACAAGAUACGUCAGUGCAGCAGUUGUUCCUCCGCGGAUCCCUCCCGGCAGGACACCACAAAGAGGAGGUCAGGGGAACGUAAACAGACAUAAACAGGAGUUUAGUGUUUUGACACUGGGCCUUUUUAGAGGCACUCAUAGGGAGGGGCAGUUGGAACCGGGAUAGAACCGUGCUGGAGGGGCUGACAACAGUGAGGGGAAACGAGGGGAGGAUCAGCGCUAAAGUUCCACCUGAAAUUUACCAGAGAACAUGUACGACACACUGUAGCAGGGAACAGCGUGUGCAGGCAGAGGAGAGAAAGGCUCAGAGUUAAUAACCAAACAUCACCUGAAACUGUCCAGAGGACGGGAACGACAUGUUACAGAUUAAAGGUUACAUAACCAGUGUAUUGUCACGGCUAAUAUAUCCCUGCCAAGACAGUCCAAACUACAAAUAAACCAAAGGAGUUACAUUUGCUUAAAACAUAAAAAAAAAUAUAUAGGAAAGGUUAGCGGAAGCGCUAAUAACUCUCAGUUUUCGAACAACUCUUCAACUCGCUUUCUUUUGCGCCUGCCUGGAAAAAUCUCUUCCUGUCCAUCUUAAGGUCCAGCUUCGAGAGGAGUUAAAAUCAAUGCACUCGCAUUGGACACCAGCACCUUGUUCGAAAUAUUAAUAAGAUUCACAAACGUAACAGUUACAACCUCCUUCGACAUGAAACCUUUUACUGAGGAGGACAUGGCCAGUGCACAACUUACAGCUAUAAGAGUUGUAAGACAUUCAGACAGCCUGUUCCACAUCUGCCCGGCACAUGGGCAUGACGCUAACAAUCAACACAGUGAAAAUGUAAAUGAGUUCCACUGUUUAAAAAGAUGUGCAGCAGACGGACUACAAUGUUAACCUAAAUAUACUGCCGGAUAAGGCUUGGACGGCCAUAGACAACCAUUAAGAAAGGCUAUUAGACCCUAACCGUGGCGACAUGUUUAUCAAAAGGCAGAGAUAAAUGUUUACUUGAAAUAUAUUUGGGCUUUGGCACAAUCUAGGGGGCACAAGACCAUGCAGCGCCGGAAACAUUGUUCACUUCACCUCCAGAGUAAGCGGAAUAAAAAUCACUAUCACAGGGAAUAGCCCACAUGCCUGUAAGUGUCACAGAAGUGGACAAAACCAGGGGGGAUAAAAGACAGAACAUUCUAACCCUUCACUAAUGAGCAAGAGCCUGUCCAUUCGAUGAUUAAACCUCGGAUUUGCCUCGUCUUCCCAAACAUGACAGUAGGCUUAGAACUCCAAGUGCUCAACCAGAACAGUCUAAGCCCGAAACUUCACCAUAAUUCAUUCGGAGUACCCUGGGAAUUUUCUAUGAGGAAAAAAACACAAUUUUGACCAUCCUCCACAACGAUCAAGUGAACGUUAAGCUUAACACAAAAACAACGCAGUCUAUGAAUAAACACAGCCUUGACCUCAGCACCGAGUAGACAUUGGUAAAGAUGUUGUUAUCACCAUCAAAAGAAGACAAUGAUAACUUUCAUCCAUCAGGACGUCCGCCGUCAAGCAAGGCAUCUUUAUCAUAGAGGAAGAGCAUGUAACUCCCAAGUGCUGAGCGGAUCAACCAUUAAAAGAUCCAGGAUGAGUGUACAAAGGCAGACAAUAUAUAUAGAGAACUCCCAUAUAAAGUAUGGGGCUUCAUAUGCAAUGUGUAAUCAGAAAGUCUGAGAUACAUCAACGGCGCAGGAAAAAAGGGUUUAUAUCCUGGUAUUUACUGGACAUUUUCAGAAGCAAUAAUAACGAUUUUCAUAAUGACAAUAACAAUGCUUGAAGACGUCCGGUUUAACUCCACCUUUGCAGCUCGCCGAUUCAGGGUGGCCUCUUCCGGAGUUCCUCUGUCCAAUCUGGCUCUUCCUGGACGUCCUGUUCUCCACAGCAUCCAUCAUGCACCUGUGUGCCAUCUCACUAGACCGUUACAUCGCCAUCAAGAAACCCAUACAGCACAGCCAGUAUAAGUCCAGGGCCAAAGCCCUGGCCAAGAUAGCAGCGGUGUGGCUCAUAUCCAUUGGUAUUGCAGUCCCCAUUCCCAUCAAGGGGUUGAGAAACUACCAUCUCCCGAACAACGUCACCUUUAACAGCAACCACACCUGCCUCCUGAAACCAGACAGCUUCCGGGAGUUCAUCAUGUUCGGCUCAAUGACAGCAUUCUUCAUCCCCUUGACCAUAAUGAUGGUCAUCUACCUGCUCACUAUCCAAGUGCUGCGCAAGAAAGCCUUCCUGCUUAGGUCGAAGGUCAUCCAGCGCUUCACUCGCCCAGCCAUCUCUACAGUCUUUCAGAGGGAUCAGACCAUGGCUUCUCCUGCAGUUGAGAAACUGCCGGGAAACCCCACCGCUCCCUCGAACCCAGUGAAGUGUGAAGACGUCCCGAUACGUCGCAUGUCCACCAUGGGCAAAAAGAGCAUGCAGAACCUGACCAACGAGCAGCGGGCUUCCAAGGUGCUGGGCAUAGUCUUCUUGCUGUUUGUGGUCAUGUGGUGUCCGUUCUUCAUCACCAAUGUCGCCUCGGUGCUGUGCGGCAGCUGCAACCCCGACGUGAUUGGCCGUCUGAUGGAGAUCUUUGUGUGGGUGGGCUACGUGUCGUCGGGCAUCAAUCCACUGGUCUACACGCUCUUCAACAAGACCUUCCGCCAGGCGUUCACGCGCUACAUCACCUGCGACUACGGCCGAACCGGCAACAGCCAAUCCAGACGCGGGAGCGAACAGCACGGCUGCAGGAAUGUGACGCGGAUCUCCUUCCGUUCAUCAGUGGCGGAGAACUCCAAGCUGUUCAUGAAACGGGGCAUGAAGAACGGAAUAGGGCCGGUGAGCUAUCAGAGCCCACUGAGGCGACGGCAAGCGCACAUGCAGUCCUCCAACGGCGUCUUACUGGAUACGCUGCUUCUUACAGAGAACGAAGACCGCAAACCCGAAGAGCACGUCAGCUACGUGUAGAGUUUUUAUGGAAAAUGCAGAUGCCAAAAGGGAAACAAUCGGUGCCAGGAAGAGACGUGUAGGGGACUGACCAUGUCAGAUUACAUGAACGUUUCUCGCAGUUUCUGCGCUCAUCAACAUAUGAGUGCACUCACAUGAAGGAACGGAAGAGAGAUGGGGAUUUCUGUGAAACUGUUAGGCCAAAAAAAUGAGGCCAUUAAAUUCCGUACAGAGUUGGCUGAACACUAUGUGACACGUGAAAUCAGACCGCAAAAAGGUGCAUUGGGCAUGUGGCCCUGAAAACAAGACCCGAUAAAAGCUCAGGGUGGAUAGUCCUAAAGGAGACAGCAAGCAAAAUAUGAGAGACGACUGUCUGGACACUCUCUUUGUGGAUACACUGUGUAUUUCCAAUGCUAAUCCGGUCACCUUGGGCUAUUCGGGUCCCGGCUAUGGACAAUUUCCAUGGGGAUGACGUGCUUAACUAUCAAGAGGACACACCUCAUGAACUAGCCCUUCAGCAUCUAUGUUACACAGAGCUCAGAAAAGAAAAAAAAUGCUUUAUAAAAUUCCACCCAUUUUAACAAGGUUUUGGUAAAUGCUUUUAUAAAUAUUAAAAACAGCUUUGUUGUAUUGUCACAGGUCUUAUUCUCUCAAAGAGUCACGGAUUCAAGUGGAUUAUGUGAAGUGAACAAAGACAAAAUCUUUGCAAGGGGGAAGCUUGUCAGACAACAGAUGGAUAUGUAUUGAGCAUAAAGUGCUGGUUCAUAAACAUAUAAAACAGCUUGGAUAAAAGGAAAGUGCAAAUGGUAUC
Molecule: messenger RNA, 7408 nt
Organism: Esox lucius (northern pike)
Lineage: Eukaryota; Metazoa; Chordata; Actinopteri; Esociformes; Esocidae
Gene: htr2b
Product: 5-hydroxytryptamine (serotonin) receptor 2B, G protein-coupled
Exons: 3
Coding region: 5572-6618 (348 amino acids)
Biological process (GO): vasoconstriction; heart development; smooth muscle contraction
Cellular component (GO): plasma membrane; dendrite
Molecular function (GO): neurotransmitter receptor activity; G protein-coupled serotonin receptor activity
Source: RefSeq, a predicted model, not a curated record